Molecule: messenger RNA, 1038 nt
Organism: Penicillium antarcticum
Lineage: Eukaryota; Fungi; Ascomycota; Eurotiomycetes; Eurotiales; Aspergillaceae
Product: WD40 repeat domain-containing protein
Exons: 6
Coding region: 1-1038 (345 amino acids)
Biological process (GO): spliceosomal snRNP assembly
Cellular component (GO): SMN complex
Molecular function (GO): protein binding; RNA binding
Source: RefSeq, a predicted model, not a curated record
AUGACUUCCGAUAUUCCCAAGGUUGUUCCCCUGACUUGCCACGGACACUCUCGUCCAGUGACGCAUUUGAGCUUCUCUUCCACUGUCGAAGAUGAACAGUACUACUUUAUCUCCUCAUGCAAAGAUAAUAAUCCUAUGCUCCGGGAUGGCAUAACCGGCGACUGGAUUGGAACAUUCCUCGGUCACAAAGGAGCAGUAUGGCAAGCCAGACUCUCAGCCGACGCAGCAAUCUCAGCCACAGCAGCAGCCGACUUCUCAGCCAAAGUCUGGGACACUUACACAGGCGAAUGCCUGCACACACUGCAACACGCACACAUCGUGCGAGCAGUAGCAUUCCCAAUGCAAGCCAAUCCGCAAGUCCUAGCAACAGGUGGCGCAGAGAAGAAGCUGCGCAUCUUCGAUCUGACACGCGGCGGCGGCAGUGGCACAGGCAGCAAUGCCUCAACACCGCCUCUACCCUCCACAGGCGCUAACCCAACCGAAAACGGAGGCCCAGCAAGCUACGAGAUUGGCGCAGGCGUGCAUGGCGGCACGAUCAAGUCCAUCGUCUGGAACCAGGACUACAAUGUCGUUACGACAGCGGCCGAAGACCGCAAGAUCCGCUGGUGGGAUUUGCGAUCCCGCCAUCCGGUCGUUGAGUAUGCCGUUGAUGGGCCGAUUGGCACGUGCGAGUUGAAUAGUCUUGCGACGCGGCCUAAUGAUUCGGGUAUCUUGACUGUCGCUGCUGGGAAGAGUGUUUAUUUGUUUGAUGGGGUAUCUCCUGGGCGGUUGCUUAAGAAGGUUGAUUUUGGGUAUGAUGUUGCUAGUGCUGCUGUUAACAGUGAGUCUGGACGGCUUGUUACUGGUAGUGCUAAUGAUACCUGGGCGCGGGUUUAUGAUUUGAACACGGACGAGGAACUUGAGGUUCAAAAGGGUCACCAUGGACCUAUUUGGUCAGUCAGUUUCUCGCCUGAUGGAAAGCUCUACGGAACCGGUAGCGAGGAUGGUACCGUUAAGCUCUGGAAAGCGUGCCGUGAGCCUUAUGGUUUGUGGAGGUGA